AUGAGCUUAAUUUUCCGGCUCCAGUCCGCCGCAGGCGCGAAGCAUUUCGCACAUCGCACCCAGCAAUGCCCGCAUGCGGACGCCACUCUUAAAUCGCGCAGUGCGUACACGAUUGUCACGCACCUCCGAGAGCUCGGAUCUCUCGGCCAAACACCUGCAUCUCUCCCCAAGAAUACGCGAGCAUAUCCACCGGCGAAGCAAUCGAAGCAUCAGGCGCCAGCGCCGCAGCGUCUUCUCGGCGCCUUGGAAACUUGA
Molecule: messenger RNA, 255 nt
Organism: Sparassis crispa
Lineage: Eukaryota; Fungi; Basidiomycota; Agaricomycetes; Polyporales; Sparassidaceae
Exons: 2
Coding region: 1-255 (84 amino acids)
Source: RefSeq, a predicted model, not a curated record